This is a messenger RNA of Amborella trichopoda, 1833 nucleotides long. RefSeq names its product high mobility group B protein 9. Gene Ontology annotation, molecular function: DNA binding. The record is from RefSeq and is a predicted model, not a curated record. Lineage: Eukaryota; Viridiplantae; Streptophyta; Magnoliopsida; Amborellales; Amborellaceae.
UCUCUCUCUCUCUCUCCUGUCUUGCUUUUGUUGGAGUCUUUUCAUGCUCAGACAUUCUCUCUCUCCAGUGAUUUUGCUAAAUCUCUCUCUCUCUCUCUACCCCCAUGCCAGAUGUUUCAGCCCUCUCUUUCUAGAGGUUGAUGCCAUGUCCCUGGAUUACAAGCGUCUCUCCCCUCUCUCUCUCUCUUUAUCUCUCUUUCUCUCUCUAUGAUUAAUUUUUCUCGAGUUUGCUAGAAAUUGGAUAAGCACUAUAAAUAAUCGCACUGGGUCGUUGGGUUUUCGUUCUCAUGCGUGAGACAAGUGCAGUGUCAAGAUUGAGUAAUGGAAGCAGGGGAUAAGGAUGAUAGUGAAAAAAUUGAGGAUUUUAAAGGGGAUUUGGUUAACCAUGCAGCUUUAAUAAAGAGCAAAGCCUUGUUUCUUAAGAAGCUUGAAGAGUUCCAUAAAUCUUCUUCGACGAAGCUAAUGAUCGAUAUCGGAGGGACCAUAUUGGACUUGCACGUGUUUUACAAAGAAGUAACGGCAAGAGGAGGGCUUGUUCAGGUCAUCAGAGAUGGAAAAUGGACUGAUGUUGCAUCAAUGUUGGGACUAGCAGAAAAGAUUCCUAACCCCUCUUUUCCUCUGCGGAAGCAUUAUGUGGACCUUCUCUAUCAUUUUGAAAGGGUAUACUACUCUGGAACGCAAGGGGAGGUUGCAGAACCACCUGGACGUUUUCUCCAUCAUAGUCCUGACAGGAAAACAGAUGUGUAUCAACUCUUCGAGGAUGAGCAGAAAUCAACUGUGAAAGGGAACUAUCAAAACUAUACAGAAGAUCCCAGUACCUUUAUAGGGAAAACAGUAACAGGGGAGAUCAAAAUGAGAACUGAAGAUGGUUACAUUGUGACCAUGACUGUUGGCUUAGAAAAGCUCAAUGGGUUUCUGUAUUUUUUCCGUGAGAGUGGAGGUGAACAGAUGGCCAUCAUCCCUGGUCUAAUGGGUGGCGUAAAUUCUCUUUCCAGUUCCAAGCCCAUAGAAGUCACUGUAAAACCUCAUACCAAUCAAAGGGCAAGUUCUGGAGUGAAGAGAGAGACUGUUAAGAAAGACCCAAAUGCUCCUAAAGGUGCAAGAACUUGCUUCCAAAUAUUCUAUGGAGAGGAGUGUGCUCGAUUGAAAGAGACGCAGGUACCAGUCGGGAAUACGCGGAGAAUGGUUGCUGAUGCGUGGAAUUCUCUCUCUGAACAUGAACGGCAGCCAUAUCACGAAAAGAGCGGGCACGACCGAGAGAGGUAUAAACAAGAAAUGGCAGCGUACAUGGAACUUCAGAAAUCACAAGCCAAAAGCUCUGUUCUCAUUGAGGGGCAGCAAAAAGAAGAUGAUGAAGUGUAUAUCCCAUGCUACGAUUGCCCAAUUCAAGAGAGUAAGGAUGGCGACCGCCAUGUUUCUGUUGAAACUCAGGGCCACACAAACGACCGAGCCAACCCUCACCAUAUGGUUGAUGAAGCUGAGCUACUCAAUGACCGGAAUCGAUACCCGGAGAUCCCAGAAAAUGGGUUCGAGAGCAUGUUGUUCGAUGAUAAUAUUUUGAUCUGAUUCAUGGGUGUCUUCUCAAGAGCUGAUGGUCAAUUUUUUGAAGAAGAACAACUUGGGUUGAAGGGGAAGGUUCUGACCCCAUGGAUUUCUUAUGAAUUUUCAAUUUUGAAAAAACGCAGAGCAUGGGUUUUUGAAGGGUUCUUUGGGUUGCAAUCUGAAAGUGUUUAUUGUAUAGAAUUGUGUACAAAGUCGUUUUGGGCAUUAUGUGUUGCACACGUAGGGUGUGAUGGAGACGGUUUAUCUUUUUGCUCAAAUGGGAAAAAGUAG